AACCCUAAAAACCAGAUCAUGUUGUUUUAGUUCUGUUACAAGCUUAAAGAGAAUUAUGAAAGGAGGUACGGUUCAGAUAAUUUGGCACGAUACUAAGCCCGUCCUUACCCUAGACCUCCAUCCCAUCUCCGGUCUUCUCGCUACCGGCGGCGCUGAUUUCGAUAUCAAUAUAUGGGUAAUCAAUUCAGGCCAAGUGCAGAAGAAACUGCCGACUGCUUCAUAUCAAAAUAGUCUCUCUUACCAUGGCUCCGCUGUUAAUGCCCUUCGCUUCUCUCCCUCGGGAGAACAGCUUGCCUCUGGUGCCGAUGGAGGUGAACUGAUCAUUUGGAAAUUACACACUACAGAAACUGGUCAAAGUUGGAAAGUUUUCAAGAGUUUGUUAUUUCACCGUAAAGAUGUUCUAGAUUUGCAAUGGUCAACUGAUGGCUCAUUUCUCAUAUCUGGAUCUGUUGACAAUUCUUGUAUCAUAUGGGAUGUUAACAAAGGUUCUGUCCAUCAGAUAUUGGAUGGACAUUUCCAUUAUGUUCAAGGCGUUGCUUGGGAUCCCUUGUCCAAGUAUAUUGCUUCUCUCAGUUCAGAUAGGACUUGCCGAAUUUAUGUCAGUAAGCCUCAAACAAAAACAAAGGGUGCUGAGAAGCUGAAUUAUAUUUGUCAACAUACCAUCAUGAAGGCAGAACAGCAACCAAUAGAUGAUGCUAAGUUGGUAAAAAACCAUCUUUUUCAUGAUGAAACACUUCCAUCAUUCUUCUGCCGAUUAGCUUGGUCACCCGAUGGAUCAUUUUUACUAGUGCCAGCAGGUUCGUAUAAAAUAUCUUCAUCUGAAACAAUAAAAACCACUUGUGUCUUUUCCAGAAAAGACCUUUCUAGUUUCUUUCUAGAACCUAAAGCCAUGAAUAUUGAGAAUACAAACUCAACUGCCCAGAACCCUGGUGACAUGGUGGUUGAAGUUGAUGAUCCAGUCACAGCAGAUGACAAAAUGUCGGAAUGUGCAGAAAAGAGCGAAGGGAAACAGGCAUCACCAAUAAUAGCGAAUACUCCCAUAUCAAAUAAGCCAGCCAAGCGGCGAAUUACUCCAAUGGCGAUCGACCCUUGAUAUUGUCAUGAUUAUGGUACUUUUUUUUGUCAACUUUUUUUUGUUUGCGUAUU
Hibiscus syriacus is the source of this 1146-nucleotide messenger RNA. RefSeq names its product chromatin assembly factor 1 subunit FAS2-like. Gene Ontology annotation, biological process: nucleosome assembly; DNA replication-dependent chromatin assembly. Gene Ontology annotation, molecular function: protein binding. The transcript is spliced from 9 exons. Bases 56 to 1093 code for a protein of 345 amino acids. Lineage: Eukaryota; Viridiplantae; Streptophyta; Magnoliopsida; Malvales; Malvaceae. Gene Ontology annotation, cellular component: nucleus; CAF-1 complex. The record is from RefSeq and is a predicted model, not a curated record.